Messenger RNA from Lonchura striata (white-rumped munia), 2345 nucleotides. NCBI's taxonomy places the organism in Eukaryota, Metazoa, Chordata, Aves, Passeriformes, Estrildidae. The record is from RefSeq and is a predicted model, not a curated record.
CCCGCCCGGCCCCUCCCGCCGCUCGCGCCGCUCAGGCAUAUAGGAAGUCAUCCUGUGAGAUGAGAAGAGAAGGGGACCAGCUGUUAGCCUUGCCAGGGCCAUGUCCUUGCAGCUGUGGUGGAAUCCUCCUUGUGCCACCAGUAGGGCCAGGAGCAGGCUGACCUGAGCAGCGGCAGAACGUGAGUCAGGUUCAACUUGCUCUUCAUCCAUGUGAAGAUCUGUUGGAAUCACCUUCUAGAAAGCCAAGAGUUUUCAGUCUCCUAAUAUAUUCUGUUGUGUCCAAGAACAGCUUGCACAAAUGAGCAAGACAUCCCAACAGAACACCACCACAGAUGCGAGCGGAGUAAGUGUGAUUCACACUCAAGCACACUCCAGUGGCCUGCAGCAGGUUCCCCAGCUGGUGCCAGUUAGUCCUGGUGGUGGAGGCAAAGCUGUGCCUCCGAGCAAACAGGGAAAGAAGAGUUCCUUUGUGGAUAGAAACAGUGAUGAGUACCGUCAGCGCAGAGAGAGGAACAACAUGGCAGUGAAAAAGAGCCGCUUAAAGAGCAAGCAGAAGGCACAGGACACACUGCAAAGGGUCAACCAGCUUAAAGAAGAAAAUGAACGUUUAGAGGCAAAAAUUAAACUCCUGACCAAGGAGCUGAGCGUACUGAAAGACUUGUUCCUUGAGCAUGCCCACAAUUUUGCAGAUAAUGUGCAACCUGUUGGCACUGAGACCACCACAACAAAUCCAGAGAACAGUGGACAGUAGACACCUGCGACCUUAUGAAAAAACUUUUGAGCUGCAGCUUGUCUGCAGUGCCCAUGCAGUAACCCAGCAAAAACUGUACCUUUAGUCAUUGUUUUGUGGAGAUUUUCUUCUUGUAAAUUUAACACCUGCAGUGCCCAUGCAGUAACCCAGCAAAAACUGUACCUUUAGUCAUUGUUUUGUGGAGAUUUUCUUCUUGUAAAUUUAACACUGAAGAUUUGUAACAAUUAAACCAGAAACUGGUUAGGGUGUUUUAAAUAUUUUUCUCCUCAAAGAUUUAUGCAGAUCUGAACUCCUAGCCAACAAGGAAUGUAAUAUUUAGGAGAUAACGUUUUCACUGGAAUAUUUAGUUACCAUUUUAGAGUCACAUAAUGGGAGGAAUCCAGCAGGAUGGCUCACUGUAAUAUCAGAAGCUUGUAAUUGGAUAGAACAUCUUUAAAUACCUGUUAACAUAUUUUAGCCCUCUGUUUUUCUCCAUUACAUAUUACAAACUGCAAAGACUGUGGAGAAUUUUUGCUUUGUACUUUAAAUCUGUAGAAUUGAAGUCCUUUGAAGCACCACAUAGGUCCCUCCUGUCCAGUUACAGUUGAUGGGGAGGUUGUAGUGAUAAUGAGCUGGGAUGCUUACCAGUGUUCACCAGAAAAACAACAAUGUGCUCCGACAACAUAUCCAGGCAGUUGGCCUCCAAAUGGCACAUGAAGCAUCCUGUACAAGAGGCAAAGCAGCACACUGACAAAGCCUUUUAUUUAAGCUUGUAUUUCAUACUGCUCACAUAGUGACUGGGGCCUUAUGAGAACAAGUUUGUUUUCAGAAAAUUUCAAAAUGCUACCAAAAAACUGUGCCCUGCAAAAUUGCGUUCUUGCUGGGAGGGAGAUGUAUUGGAGAGAACAAAAAGUGCAGCUUGGCUUAGCAGUGGAAGGGGCAGGACAGCAGGUGUUCAGCUGGGAUGUAUGGAUCACUACUGGCUGACGUUAAUCUUAUAGAAAUUUACAGUGAUUUUAAAAAUAAAUGGCCCUAGUUACUGAUUAGAUGAAAUUUCUACAGCCAUCAUACAUCUGUGUGAAGGAAUAUCUUUAGUCUUGUUUUAUUUCCAUAGAAGUUUUUCUGUAGCAACCAUUUUAUUGCUACUGCUUAGUCUUUGCCAUGUUCCAUAAUACAGUGCUAUGUGCUAUACUGAGGAUUUAAACAAAGUAAAGCAGGAACUUUGAUGUAACUUUAAUUUAUUUUAAUUUUUAAAUAUUUCAUUGAUGGUAUGGUUAUUUUACAUUUAACCUGUGUGUCUGUCUUGUAGAUUACUACACUGUAUUAAUUUCCCUCUUCCACUACCUUUGUCCAUAGAUUAAUUUGGAGGAUGCUUAUUUGCUUUGUAUCAACACUUAGGAAAAAAACUUGGAUGUUAUCUCUAUGAAGAUAUUGUUAGAGAAUGAAACCUUGAAAAGUUCUUUUUUGAAUUUAAACUUUUAAUACAUGUGGAAAACUUUUAUGGAUUGUUUUGGAUUAUGUUAGACUUUUUAAUAUGUUUUUUUUCAUUCUAACUGCAUCGGAAGUUGGUAGGGUUGAAAUACCAGAAGCUAAUAAAAAUGUUUUGCUUGUAGUA